Molecule: messenger RNA, 1656 nt
Organism: Macrobrachium nipponense
Lineage: Eukaryota; Metazoa; Arthropoda; Malacostraca; Decapoda; Palaemonidae
Product: protein qua-1-like
Exons: 2
Coding region: 124-1656 (510 amino acids)
Cellular component (GO): extracellular region
Molecular function (GO): chitin binding
Source: RefSeq, a predicted model, not a curated record
CAUCUCACAGCUCCAGCAUCUUCUCUUCCUCCUGUCUUCCCUCCAGAGUCUGUCAUCCUCAAACUCUCUCACAGACCUUUCCUUUCCUUUCUCUACAAACACCUGUCUUCUCUACAGAAAGCUAUGAAGGCUUUCGUAUUGCUAGCUCUUCUGGGAGCUGUAACAUCCCAAAGCUUUCCAUCCACUACGUACGGAGCACCCAACGGUGAGUUUUCCAAUGGCUUUGGAAGCAAUGGUGGUCUAAGUAAUGGCUAUGGUGCUCCCCUAAGCAGAUCCUACGGAGUUCCCAAUGGGGGAUAUGGGGUCUACGAUGAAUUUGCUGCCUUGGCUGAAAACAUUCCAGGUGGUGGUGUCCCUGGAGUAGACUAUCCAGUCCUGGCUGAUGUCCCUGACACAGGAUUCUCCUGCGAUGCCCAAACUGUCCCUGGAUACUACGCCGAUACAGCCCCUGAGGCUGGCUGCCAGCUCUUCCACAUCUGCCAGGACAGACCCAAUGGACGCCGCCAGCAGGACUCCUUCCUCUGCCCCAACGGCACCAUCCUCAAUCAGCAGUACUUGGUCUGUGACUGGUGGUUCAACUUCGACUGUUCCACUGCUCAAGACUUCUACUUCGUCAACGAAUUCAUUGGAGUCGAACCAACUGCUCAGUAUGCUAAUGGUAUCAUCAAUGGCAACGGAAAUGGUCUUGGGAGGUCCGCAUACACUAAUGGAAAUGGCAAUGGAAAUGGCUAUGUCUAUGGCAAUGGCAAUGGAAAUGGUAACCUAAGGAGUGCAUUCACCAAUGGUAAUGGAAAUGGUAAUGGCAGAAACGGACUCACCAACGGCAAUGGAAGGAAUGGAUACACCAAUGGCAAUGGUAAUGGAAAUGGCGUCAAUGGUAAUGGCAACGGUAAUGGAAAUGGCAUCAAUGGUAAUGGCAACGGUAAUGGAAAUGGCAUCAAUGGCAAUGGAAGAAAUGGAUACACCAAUGGCAAUGGUAAUGGAAAUGGCGUCAAUGGUAAUUGGCAACGGGUUAAUGGAAAUGGCCAAUCCAAAAUUGGAAUGGAAAGGAAUGGAUACACCAAUGGCAAUGGUAAUGGAAAUGGCGUCAAUGGUAAUGGCAACGGUAAUGGAAAUGGCAUCAAUGGCAAUGGAAGAAAUGGAUACACCAACGGUAAUGGAAAUGGUGUCAAUGGUAAUGGUAAUGGAAGAAAUGGAUACACCAAUGGUAAUGGAAAUGGCAUCAAUGGCAAUGGAAGAAAUGGAUACACCAACGGUAAUGGAAAUGGCAUCAAUGGUAAUGGCAACGGUAAUGGAAAUGGCAUCAAUGGCAAUGGAAGAAAUGGAUACACCAAUGGUAAUGGAAAUGGCAUCAAUGGCAAUGGAAGAAAUGGAUACACCAAUGGUAAUGGAAAUGGCAUCAAUGGCAAUGGAAGAAAUGGAUACACCAACGGUAAUGGAAAUGGUGUCAAUGGUAAUGGCAAUGGUAAUGGAAAUGGCAUCAAUGGUAAUGGUAAUGGAAGAAAUGGAUACACCAAUGGUAAUGGAAAUGGCAACGGCAUCAAUGGUUUCACCAACGGUAAUGGAAAUGGCAUCAAUGGUAAUGGUAAUGGAAUAAAUGGAUACACCAACGGUAAUGGAAAUGGCAACGGCACAAUGGUUUUCUACCAACGGUGA